GCACGCUUCGCUCUCACUCGCACGAGCCUGGAACAGAGAGAGAAACGUAUGCUAUAUAAACAGAAGUGAUGAGAGGAAAAUUAUCAUUUACAUCUGAGCCCGCUUCAUGAUGAGUUCUCCAUCAACAUCUUACCAGACAGCCCACCACAGCGCAUCCUCAACUACUGGGAGCAGCAGCAGAAAGCUCACAGGUCGGCUGCCACCUCCGCUGCCAUGGCUGCCGCCUCCGCUGUCUCCCCCGCUUCCUCCUCCACCUCACCCCUGAAGAGACAGGGAAUCUUCGUUCAACGAGAGAGGGGUGAGGAGAUCGUGAUUCCGGACAGUCCUCUGCCACAAUCUACACCGGCUACCUGGGCGCCGCGGCGUGCGGUGCUAACAACGCUGAACAACAAGCAGAAGCAGGGGAAGAGGAGGCUGCUGUUUGAGGAGCCUGAGGUUAGCGGGGAUGAGGAGGAGCAGUCAAUCUGCUCACAAACAAAGAAACGAGCUGUAAUGGACGACGACUCCUCACUCGUCCCAUUAAUGAAGGAGGUGGAGGGUGCGGGAGAGUUGGACUUUGUCCAACUCAUAAACAAACCUCUACCCAAACCGUGGAUCCCGCUGAGGGAGUUGGAGGAGGAUCUACCGUACCGCAUCAUCGGAGCUCGAGAGGACACCAAUAAACAUGGUCGACGUGUAAUUUUAAAAAUAAGGAAUGCAGGAAGCAAAUGUGAGGUGUAUCUACCUCAAAGAUUUGCUUCCUGCAUUGACGCGGGAAAGAUUGAACAUUUUAAUAAAACUUGUAAAAAUUAUGUGUUGGUAGUAACACAUAAGUCGCCAAAUUAGACGGAUAUAAAAAUUGUUAAUGCUUAACAAUUUUUAUAUCUGUAUACAAUUC
Messenger RNA from Nilaparvata lugens (brown planthopper), 877 nucleotides. RefSeq lists its product as uncharacterized. The record is from RefSeq and is a predicted model, not a curated record. The transcript has 2 exons. Bases 214 to 825 code for a protein of 203 amino acids. NCBI's taxonomy places the organism in Eukaryota, Metazoa, Arthropoda, Insecta, Hemiptera, Delphacidae.